This is a messenger RNA of Auxenochlorella protothecoides, 954 nucleotides long. Its product is annotated as Ribokinase. Gene Ontology annotation, biological process: D-ribose metabolic process. Lineage: Eukaryota; Viridiplantae; Chlorophyta; Trebouxiophyceae; Chlorellales; Chlorellaceae. Gene Ontology annotation, molecular function: ribokinase activity. The transcript has 8 exons. Bases 1 to 954 code for a protein of 317 amino acids. The record is from RefSeq and is a predicted model, not a curated record.
AUGUAUGCCGACACCCGCAAGCCCUUGGUCGUGGCGGGCAGUAUCAAUGCCGAUCUAGUAGCCAAGGUAGCCCGUCUGCCGGCCCCCGGCGAGACGAUGGAGUCGCAGGGGUUUGAUGUGUUUCCUGGUGGCAAGGUGGGGACGGACGCCUAUGCCGGCAUGCUCCGAAGCUCCCUGUCAGACUGCGGCGUGGACACUUCCCUGGUCACCAGUGCGGAUGGCUCCAGCGGAAUGGCCCUGAUUCUCCUGCAACCUGGAGGAGAAAACAGCAUCAUCCUGGUAGGAGGUGCAAACACUUCGGACAACUGGAAGAUCACGGAUGAGGCCACACAGGCACGCCGCAGGGCAGUGCAGACGGCUGGAGCGCUCCUCCUGCAGCGAGAGAUCCCGGAAGUCUUCAACGUCAUCUUUGCCAAGAUCGCCGCUUCGGCCGGAGUCCCAGUCAUCCUGGACGCGGGGGGCGUGACACAGCCCAUACAGGUGGACCUGCUCUCCAAUGUCAGCCUCGUCUCCCCCAACGAGACCGAGCUGGCCCGACUCACGAACAUGCCCACAAAGACCAUGGCCCAGGUCCAAGCAGCAGCCGAGGCACUCGUGCACUCUGGCGUGAACAAGGUCCUGGUCAAGCUGGGUUCCAAGGGAUCAAUGCUCGUCGACAUCUACGGCAACGUGCUGAAGCAGAAGGCGGUGCCCGUCUCCGACGUGGUCGACACGACGGGGGCGGGGGACUGCUUCACUGCGGCCUUUGCCGUGGCCAUGCUGGAAGGGAAGAAUGACGCCGAGGCCAUGUCGUACGCCAGCGCAGCGGCGUCCGUCUGCAUUGGGCGGGCAGGCGCGCUGCCCAGCCUGCCGACGCGGCAGGAGGUGGAGGCCGUGCUGUCUCGGCAGCUGGCCACGGCCACGCUCGCCGCAGCAGAGGAUGCUCCCUCCCCCAGAGCCGGGGCUUUCUGGUGA